AUGGAGGGGCUUAAUGUUAUCGAUCUCGGAUGUGGGUACGGCUGGUUCUGCCGCGAUGCACGGCAGAAAGGAGCAAAACACGUACUCGGCCUGGAUAUUUCUGAGAGAAUGUUAAACAAAGCCAGAGAGAUGACAUCGGAUCACGCGAUUAUUUAUCGCCAGGAGGACUUAGAGCAACUCAAACUCCCUGAAGACACCUAUCAUUUGGCCUACAGUUCACUGGCAUUGCAUUAUAUUGAGGACUUGUCCACAUUACUGAAAACGAUUUAUCAGUCGUUAACAUCGGGUGGCUACGUUGUUUUUUCAGUAGAGCAUCCGAUUUAUACGGCCCCCAAACACCCCGGCUGGUUAAUCGACAAAGAGGGGCAAAAGUCAUGGCCAGUGAACAGUUAUCAGACAGAAGGACGCCGUGUAACCAAUUGGUUGGCUGAAGGUGUUAUUAAGCAACAUCGUAUGAUUGGAACUUACCUUAACAUGCUCAUCGAGCAAGGAUUUAUUGUCACACAUGUUGAAGAAUGGGGCCCCACGCCACAACAGAUUAUUGAAAACCCAUCGUUGAAUGAGGAGAAAGAACGACCGAUGUUAUUCCUAGUUUCAGCGCAAAAACCUGCUAAUAAAUGA
Didymodactylos carnosus is the source of this 621-nucleotide messenger RNA. The record is from the annotation of a GenBank genome assembly. NCBI's taxonomy places the organism in Eukaryota, Metazoa, Rotifera, Eurotatoria, Philodinida, Philodinidae.